AUGAAGGCCAGAUCGCCAGAAGGUUCUGUGGGGCUCUGUCGGCGCUCCGUCCACGCUGAGAAGCACUCGCCCUCAGGACGAACACCGUUCAACAUGGGAGCCUGGACUUACAGCAAAGUCUUCCUUCUCUUGUACAUGACCAUGAUGUGGCACAGUCCGCCUGUGUACGGCCUCACUACGCAGGAAGCGGCACAGCUGAAUAAACUGGCCAGAUCGCCAGAAGGUUCUGUGGGGCUCGGUCGGCGCUCUGUCCACGCUGAGAGGAACUCGCUCAAAGGACGAACACCGUUCAACAUGGGAGCCUGGACUUACAGCAAAGUCUUCCUUCUCCUGUACAUGACCACGAUGUGGCAAAGUACCCCUGUGUACGGCCUCACUACGCAGGAAGCGGACCAGCUGAAAAGUCUACUGUCAGAGGUGACGGCGAAGGUUGAAGAGGCGAGAGUGGAGGUGAGAAACACCCGGCUCUACUCCCUGGGACAGAGACUCGUCUUCACCACUGCCCCCGAGCAUGAAACAGCCUUCACCUGCGAGAGGGGCACCCUACAGCUGUCUUGCUCGGACAGAAAGACGCUGUUGAUCGUGGAGGCGAACUAUGGCAGGACGACCGCCUCCCACUCCUGUGCCUGCUCCACCUGUCGUACCAACUGCCGCGCGGCCACAAGCCUGGCCGUGGUCAGGGCCACCUGUCAGGGCAAGCGGCAGUGCUCAGUGACAGCGAGUUCCAGUGUUUUCGGUGGAGACCCUUGUUACGGAGUGCAGAAGUACUUGGAGGUAUCAUACCGCUGUAUCACAGAAAGCAACGUCGCUCUUCGCAAGACGGCAAGUUGUAGUUCUGCUCCAUCACACUGGGGACCUGAGAAGGCUGUAGACGGUUCCAGGGGUACGAGGGUAACCUGGUACAAUCAGUGCACUCACACUAACCGCGUGUACCAGCCGUGGUGGAAGGUGGACUUAGGAGGCACCUACCCAGUCAACCGGGUCAGCGUCCUGAACAGGGGCGACUGUUGUGGAGAUCGACUGAGAAACUUUAUGGUGAGAGUUGGCCCGAAUGAGGACUUCACCCGGAAUGACCAGUGUGGGGAGACUUACACGGCCACUCCGCGGAAUGGAGCGACAGUCGUGGUGUACUGCGACCAGCCGAUGACCGGCCGUUUCGUCUCCAUUCAGCUGAUCGGACGGGCGGACAACCUCCAACUCUGCGAGGUGGAUGUCUUCGCUGAAACGGUCCUUCAGUACACCAGCCUGGGUUGUUGGAGGGACUCUCAUACCCGCGCCAUGGCGUAUCUAGAGGGGACGAAUUCACUCUUGGAUGGUGACUACCAGAGCCGUCAUCACGCCAUCCAGAAGUGUUACCUGGCAGCACUGUCUCGUGACUUCACCGUGUUUGGUGUACAGCAUGGCGGACAGUGUUUCGGGUCUGCUAAUGGCAUCAACACUUACAACAGGUACGGACCUACUACAACCUGCGCAGCGGACGGCGAAGGCGGGGCUUGGGGAAAUGAGGUCUACAAGAUUACAGGUCUACUGUCAGAGGUGACGGCGAAGGUUGAAGAGGCGAGAGUGGAGGUGAGAAACACCCGGCUGUACUCCCUGGGACAGAGACUCGUCUUCACCACUGCCCCCGAGCAUGAAACAGCCUUCACCUGCGAGAGGGGCACCCUACAGCUGUCUUGCUCGGACAGAAAGACGCUGUUGAUCGUGGAGGCGAACUACGGCAGGACGACCGCCUCCCACUCCUGUGCCUGCUCCACCUGUCGCACCAACUGCCGCGCGGCCACCAGCCUGGCCGUGGUGAGGGCCGCCUGUCAGGGCAAGCGGCAGUGCUCAGUGACAGCGAGUAGCAGCGUUUUCGGUGGAGACCCUUGUUACGGAGUGCAGAAGUACUUGGAGGUAUCAUACCGCUGUAUCACAGAAAGCAACGUCGCUCUUCGCAAGACGGCAAGUUGUAGUUCUGCUCCAUCACACUGGGGACCUGAGAAGGCUGUAGACGGUUCCAGGGGUACGAGGGUAACCUGGUACAAUCAGUGCACUCACACUAACCACGUGUACCAGCCGUGGUGGAAGGUGGACUUAGGAGGCACCUACCCAGUCAACCGGGUCAGCGUCCUGAACAGGGGCGACUGUUGUGGAGAUCGACUGAGAAACUUUAUGGUGAGAGUUGGCCCGAAUGAGGACUUCACCCGGAAUGACCAGUGUGGGGAGACUUACACGGCCACUCCGCGGAAUGGAGCGACAGUCGUGGUGUACUGCGACCAGCCGAUGACCGGCCGGUACGUCUCCAUUCAGCUGAUCGGACGGGCGGACAACCUCCAACUCUGCGAGGUGGAUGUCUUCGCUGAAACGGGGUAG
Messenger RNA from Branchiostoma belcheri (Belcher's lancelet), 2352 nucleotides. RefSeq lists its product as uncharacterized. The coding region runs from base 1 to 2352 and encodes 783 amino acids. NCBI's taxonomy places the organism in Eukaryota, Metazoa, Chordata, Leptocardii, Amphioxiformes, Branchiostomatidae. The transcript has 16 exons. The record is from RefSeq and is a predicted model, not a curated record. Gene Ontology annotation, molecular function: carbohydrate binding.